GCACCAGGCUGAGGAGCGCCGACAGGCUCGAUGAGCGGGGGCGCAGCGCGGCGCAGCGGCCGACGCCGGGUGGGCGCCCACUGCCUCCGCUCUCCGUCGUGUGCCUCCCCUCCCCGCCCCUUCCUCCAGCCGCCCGAGACCUCCCCGGGAGACUCAGGCGGUGAGUCCUUACUCUGCCGGGAAGCGGAAGAGCACUCCUAGAUUGAAAACUAUGCCACCCAAGUUCAAGCGCCACCUAAACGAUGACGAUGUCACUGGUUCUGUGAAGAGUGAAAGGAGAAAUCUUUUGGAAGAUGAUUCAGAUGAAGAAGAGGACUUUUUUCUAAGGGGACCGUCUGGACCAAGAUUUGGACCUAGGAAUGAUAAGAUUAAGCAUGUUCAGAAUCAGGUGGACGAAGUUAUUGAUGUCAUGCAAGAAAAUAUCACCAAGGUAAUCGAGAGAGGGGAGCGACUGGAUGAACUCCAGGACAAAUCAGAAAGCUUAUCGGAUAACGCAACUGCUUUCAGCAACAGAUCCAAGCAACUGCGCCGGCAGCUGUGGUGGCGUGGAUGCAAAAUAAAAGUCAUCGUGGCUCUGGUUGCUGGUAUCCUUCUGUUGGUGAUCAUCAUUCUUACCGUUAUGAAAUACCGCACCUGAUUUGAUGACGGAGGUCCUCGUCAAACAAAAUCUGGGACAAGAAGAAUACUAGUAAAUGGCUGCAUAAUUUAAAUGAAACACAUGUAUAUAACUUUCAGAACUUCUUCGAGAAACCUUUAAGGGGCACCUAUCACUUCAAAUUGGAGCACUGAGAACGUCCAUCCCUUCUUCCGUUCUGGCGGAGUGUGCUUUUCACGAUCGCGUCGCAGGCCGAGACCACCAGCCUCUGCUCCGCCGUAGUCCGAGGGUCUAACUGGAAACCGGACACUUGCCGGUUGACUGUGUCUGCGGUUAACGGUGCUUCGGGCUGUGGGCCUCCGUGGCACGGGGACUGGACUCAGGCCUGGGCCGGUGCGCUCGCAUUCAGGCGGGGCGGGGGGAAGCCCACGUAGCCAUCCCAUCAGCGUCCGCGAGACUGUUCUCACGUUACUACAGCUGCUCUGCAAGCCGUCUCCACACGCUUGCGGGUGUAACAAAAGCUAAGUGUUGUGAACGCCGUUGCCUUGGGCUACAACCGAAAACAUUCCAGUAAACCUAUUUUGGGCUGUAUAAGGGGACGUGUAGUAAUUUUCUGGAAUUGGAAUUGUGGAAAUGGGGGUUUUAAACAGUGUGAAAAGCGUCAUAGCACGGCACCGUAAAAUUGGGCAUAGUCACUGGAGGAGGUCAUCGUAGGUUUUGGAAAUGUCCAUCAUCCAGCCGCAAGUCAGGGUCCGUCUCCCAGUCGGCCUCCGAUGAGGGGGGGCUGAUCCCGAUGCACGUGAACGAAAUCCACAGGCAACUCACACCCCAAGGUCAUUGUCACUGGCCCUUGUCCCUGAAGUGCUAACGGCAGCAAAACGGCCUGCUGGGAGUCUGCUGGCGUUGCGCUCCCCGAUGGAACCCUGCAGACGGGUGCUUGCCGAACCCUCGAGUGUCGGGGCAGCCGACGGGAGUGACUGUCGAGUCAGGAGCCUGGGGAUGUCCCUCGGUCACUGGCCAAACGCCCGGGUCCUCAUUAAUCCAGCCCGGUUUUGUAACAAGAAGACGAGUUAACUAACACGGAACAGCCGAGUCAGAGUAAAAGUAAAUCCUCCUGUGGGGAAGCUCUCGUCCUGAAAUCGGAGGUUCUCCAGAAACACGCACGCCUGGACCUCUUGACGUGUGACCAGGACUCUGAAUUUGAAACGGGCUAACAGAAAAUGCCAGUAUUUAUAAGGGGGAAGUGAUCCUAGAUAGGCGUUAUUUCUUCGGUCAUUUUAAUCCAAAAUGUAUCAGAAUCUUUAAAAAAAAAAUUCUACCAGACCAGCACUAAGAAG
Messenger RNA from Phyllostomus hastatus (greater spear-nosed bat), 1932 nucleotides. It is a transcript of the gene VAMP4, whose product is annotated as vesicle associated membrane protein 4. Gene Ontology annotation, biological process: vesicle-mediated transport; Golgi ribbon formation. Bases 212 to 637 code for a protein of 141 amino acids. Lineage: Eukaryota; Metazoa; Chordata; Mammalia; Chiroptera; Phyllostomidae. Gene Ontology annotation, cellular component: membrane. The record is from RefSeq and is a predicted model, not a curated record. The transcript has 8 exons.